This is a messenger RNA of Stomoxys calcitrans (stable fly), 2388 nucleotides long. RefSeq lists its product as uncharacterized. The transcript is spliced from 2 exons. Gene Ontology annotation, biological process: regulation of DNA-templated transcription. Bases 100 to 1719 code for a protein of 539 amino acids. Gene Ontology annotation, molecular function: DNA-binding transcription factor activity; sequence-specific DNA binding. Lineage: Eukaryota; Metazoa; Arthropoda; Insecta; Diptera; Muscidae. The record is from RefSeq and is a predicted model, not a curated record.
AGCAAUCGAAAAAAUAUAUAUCCAAGCGACAGUCGUCAAAAAGUUUAGGAAAACUUGUAAAACAGUGAUAAUUAUUUGCUACUGAUAGCUGCCAGUGAAAUGGAGGGGAAUUUUGCAUCUUAUAGUUUUUCUCUGAGCGAGGAUACAUACAUAACAUGUCAAGAUAUUAUACAUUUUCCAUUCCCCUAUAAAUUGUGGCUUUUGGUAAAUUUAGAGACGUACGAAUUAUUGCGUUGGAACCUAGAUGGAACAGUUAUACUUCUAGAUUUGGUGUCUUUGGAUGAUUACCUUGCCUCUAAUAAAUCAAUUUUCAAAAUAAAAAAUCGGUCGGUGUUUCUGCAACACCUGAAAGAUUUCAAGUUUGAGCGCUUAAAUGUUGAUUCCGAACCUGAGGAGGAUGUAGUUUUGCAGUACAAACAUGAAUAUUUUCAACGACAUCGCAUGUAUUUAUUAGCCAACAUUCGCCUCCAUGCCUAUCAGCAUAUGGAUGGCAGUCUUGGCCAAAAGGAUAACCAAAUAUGCCGUAACACAUCUGCUGCUGCAGUAGGUGACGCAAGGCAUAACAAAGCUGUGUGGAAACGAAUGACGGGUGAUUUAUGUGGAAUGAUUCAUGGUGGUUUAUCAAGAAUUCAAAAAAGCCGUUUAUGUUUUAAUACCACAGUUAGAUUUAAAACCGAAAAACGCCAUUGGAGCGAUAUAUUAAAGGUUUUGGAAGAAAAUACAAACCUAAAUCAAAGCUUCUUGGCUGAGAAUGCCUUACGGGAACGAGAAUUUGAAUAUCCGCAAGACUCAAACAUAUACAUAGCCAAUUUCAUACGCCCAGAAUAUGCUGGAUAUUAUGGAAACUCUGAAAUUUCCAUUCUUAACGAUUUUUUUAAGGAUCUCUUGCCAAAGUAUGCAGACGAUGGCAGCCUGGAAAGCAAGCAACUGAUUGAAAACAUUAGUAAAUGGAGAAAUGGAGUCAGCCAAACGAACAUCAAUUUUAUUCAUUCAUCUUUUGAUAUAUCAUCCAUCAACGGUCAUUUUGAGAUACAGGUAGAACUUGGUCCCGGACAAGCUGGAGAAUUUCAAACUACAUUACAAAAUGAGGCGUACUCAUCUAUGCUUGAACCAAUUUAUAAAACUGAUGAGGAACUGGAAAACGAUUUUAUGGAAAAAACUUAUAAUAUGGAGACUACAUCUGAAAACCCCCAUGACAAAGAAAACGACGAAGUUAUAAUGCAAGAAUUUAUCGAAUUCCAAGAGCCAUUGUUAACAGAUGAUAGUCUAAAUAGCAAUAACAUAAAUGAGAUCCAAGAUCCAACUUCCAAAAAUCAUGUAAUCGAGCAAAUAGGCGAUACAUAUAUGAGUAUGUGCGAAAAUGUUCAAUUAAACAAUAAAUCACAUGCAAAUUCAAUGGAAGAAUUUGUAAAAAUCCAAGAGCCUAUGGUAACUGAUGAUUGUCAAAAUAAUAUAAACGAGGUAUUCCAACAAAUCGAAAGUGAAGCUUCUUUGGAAAAUUUCUUGUAUGCAAAUAACGUAAUACACAAUGGCUUUGAAGAAAGCCAAGACAACUCUGAAGGCCAAGCUAGUUUUUCGGCAGAGGAGACCUAUGCCAAUAUGCCAGCAAAUGUAAAAUUGGAAAUUGAAUCGGAAUCAAAUAUCAAUGAUAGCAACUUUCGAAGUUUCUUUGGUCAAUAUAGGGCAUCUUUCAAUGUGUUACAUCGCGAACAUUUUUAGUAAUAGUAUUUUUAAAUUUGAUCAUAACGUCAUUGAGUGGCAUGGCAAAAUUUUUUGAUUAGAUUGCAUGAUGUUGUCAACUUGUUUGUAAUUUUGCAAAAUAAUUGCUUUAUGUGUAUUGUGAUUUUCAUUUAAUUGUCUUUACUUUGAAUUUAGUAUUUGUCAUAAUUUAUAUUCCUUUGCUGGAUUGUCUUAAUUUUAAUUCUUUUAAUUAUUUAUUUCGGUUGUUAAUAAUAAUUUUCUCCACUUUUGGUGGUAAGCCCUUUACAUUUUAUUUGAACACCAUUUUAUCUUUAAACGUGAACACAACUAUUUUUAUAAAAAAACAGCAUUUACCUUUGCCUCAUACAAAACGAUGUCCAUAAUUAGAAAUCGUUGUUCAACUCUUUUCGGUAUAAGUUGUCUUUAUGUUAUAUGUCCUUUAUUUAUGCCGUAAUAUUAUUAUCUGUUAUAUGUUUGUUAGACUAUUUUUUAAUUAUUCUCUGUUAUGAAAUGCAAUACCCAGAUACUUAUGUACAUGUCAUACACCUUUUUUCAGGUACCUAAGAUCUCUGUGCAAAUGCUGAAAAGCAAAGACAUUAUGUAUUAUUUAUUACUUAUUCAUAUACCUUGUACACUAUUUAUUCAUUGUGAAAUAAACCAAAUUUGUCCUAAUCAAUAUUUCAUUAA